CAUCCUGUCAAUACAUCCGGCGGCUUUAGAUGCCUCCGGUUUCUCCCCUUCCCAGCCUACUUCUAGUUGGGCACUUGGGCGACAAGGGGAGUGGAUUUCGCCAUGGAGGAUUCUAGCGGCAGCUCGCCGUCGCCGGCCAUCCUACGGAAUAGGUACUGGAUCGUUCGCCACGGCCGCAGCGUCCCCAACGAGCGCGGCCUCAUCGUCUCAUCUCUGGAGAAUGGCACGAAGCCGGAGUUCGGGCUGGCCCCGCAGGGAUUCGAGCAGGCGCGCGCUGCCGGCGAGCAGCUACGGAAGGAGCUCGAAGAGAUGGGUGUGCCGGUGGAUUCUGUCAAGAUCCGUUACUCGCCCUUCUCGCGGACUACUGAGACGGCCAGAGCGGUCGCUGGUGUGCUCGGCAUCCCCUUUGAAGGUCCUAGCUGCGAAGCUGUGAUGGGACUCUGUGAGCGCUACUUUGGACCAUCAUAUGAGUUACUUUCACAUGAUAAGUAUGCAGAGGUAUGGGCAGUAGACGAAGCACAUCCCUAUAUGGCUCCAGAAGGUGGUGAAAGUGUUGCAGAUGUUGCUAAUAGACUUUCAGCUGUGCUGUCUUCUACAGAGUCAGAGUUUCAUAGCUCAGCAAUCCUUAUUGUCAGCCAUGGGGACCCACUACAAAUCUUUCAAGCUGUACUCAGUGCAGCCAAGGAGAAUUCAUCUUUCCUUGACGUGAGCGACCUGAAAGUGAAAGGCACGACUUUGGCAUCUGUGCUAUCACAGCACCGCAAGUUUGCACUCGCCACAGGAGAACUGCGGCGAGUCGUGUGACUAGCUGCUUCUUGGAUUUUGCUUUGCUAUUCAAUAGAUAAUUUGUAAGCCCCAAUCUUCAUCUAGCUCAUUUCGAUGUGACUAGACUGGGAAAUUGAAAGCAUACAGAAUCCAUGGUUAUUCAACUUUAUAGGAAUAUUCACCCCCAACACCCGGCAAUCGGCAGGGAGCACCAACCUUGCGGAGCUCACAACCAACAUGCUCAGCCACCCAACUCGCCGAGCCUCCGCGAGCACUACACCCUGGGCCGCAAGCUUAGGCAGGAGCUGUUUGGCACCACCAACCACUGGACAGACAUCGCCAUGGUCGUGACUGUGCCUGCAAGUCCUUCAGCUCGCGGCGGCAGCACCUCCGGUUCAGUUUCAACGCAUUGAUUUCUUUGUUUUUUUCAAUCGGACCGACAAAUCUGGAUCUGGUGCGUGAAUUUCCUUGUUGAGUGUAGUUUUUUCAUGUAUGGUUUUCUUUGCCUUUUCGAUUCGGACUAACAAUCUGGUGCUAGAUUGUUUGCUUUUCCUUGUUGAAUAGAAGUACUUCAGAAGUUGUGCUAAUGUUAUCAUACCCAGUACAGGGUUAUGUUAUCAGUUUGAACCAAUCA
Molecule: messenger RNA, 1399 nt
Organism: Setaria italica (foxtail millet)
Lineage: Eukaryota; Viridiplantae; Streptophyta; Magnoliopsida; Poales; Poaceae
Exons: 6
Coding region: 103-804 (233 amino acids)
Source: RefSeq, a predicted model, not a curated record